AACACUUAUUAAUAUUUUAUCCCACGUUUUAUCCCCUAAAUAACACCAAUACACGUCUUGGAUUAGCAAAUCCCAUGGCCAUGAUCUCCACCAAGUCCAAGGACGGCAUCUCCCUAACCGCAAAACGCGUCCCCCUCUCCAUCUCCCUUGCAAUACCAUUUGCAAUUUACGAACUAAAAGAGAAAAGGAAAAAAAGACAAAGCAAUUAAACGAAGAUCAAAAGAGAUGAAAAUACGAGCGCAGGUUUUGUAAAUAAAAGAAAAGAAAAAUAGAAACAAGGCAGGGGCAGCGGCGGAGAAUGAGGCUAUGGAAGCGAGCCUCUGACGCCCUCAAGGACCAGAGCAGCCUCUGGCAGGCGAGCCUGCGUCGGCGCACCGCCCUCCGCAACCCGGACAUCGAGAAGGCGGUGAUCCGCGCCACCUCCCACCACGACUCGUCCCCCUCCGACCAGCGCAACGUGGAGCGCGUCCGCGAGUGGCUGCGCCUCUCCCCCUCCAACCUCAAGCCCAUCCUGCGCUCCCUCUCGGCCCGCAUUGAGAAGACCCACAGCUGGCCCGUCGCCCUCAAGGGCCUCCUCCUCACCCACGCCCUCCUCAACUGCCCCGCCCCCGCCCCCGCCCUCCGCGCCAUCGGCCGCCUCCCCUUCGACCUCUCCUCCUUCCGCUCCAACUCCGCCCCCUUCGACGCCUUCGUCCGCGCCUACUUCGCCUUCCUCGACCAGAAGUCGGCCACCAUGUUCCAGCUCUCCGCCGAGGAGGAGAAGUACCGCGAGGGUUUCGCCAUGCGCCACGAGCUGCUGCUCCUGCAGAAGCUCCAGGCCUUGCUCGACCUCCUCGUCGGGAUCAAGCCCGCGCCAUGCGCCGCCUUCGCGCCGCUCAUCCUCGACGUCAUGGACGCGGUCGUCGUCGAGAUCUACGACGUCUACGGCAGGAUCUGCCGGGGGAUCGCGACGGUGCUGCUGAACAUCUACUCGGCGGGGAAGGCGGAGGCGGCCACGGCGCUGCGCGUGGUGCACAAGGCCACGCAGCAAGGAGACGAUCUCGCCUACUUCUUCGAGUUCUGUCAGGAGAUCCGCGUCGCCAACGCCGCGGAAUUCCCGGUGAUCGACCGGAUUCCGGAAGAGGGAAUACGGGAAUUGGAGCAGAUCAUCGAGGGAUUGACGAAUCCUUCCAAUGUGGUGACGGAAGGAGAGGAGUUUAAGACGGUGAUUACUGAGGAAUGGGAGAAAUUCGAUGAAGAUUCCGAGGUGGGGCCUUUGCCGGCGACUUGUGCGCGCCAACAAGGAAGUAGAAAUGGAGAAGCGCCGGAUUUGAUAACCUUCUUUUAGAUGGCCGGCGUUGGCGCUGCGAGUGUAUAAUAUACCAAUCUACAAGGAACAAAUAUUCCAAACAAAUUAAAUCAUACUACCUUAUUUCGAGACAAGAUUUUGAACAAAACCAACAUAUGCCAUAAAUUUUGUUGCACCUGUUUUGAUUAAUUUUGUGGAGUUUUCAAAUAUUUUGUAAUGUAAAUAUUUAUACGAUGAGUCUUAAAUGGUAAAUCUGGAAUCGAACAA
Salvia miltiorrhiza (redroot sage) is the source of this 1555-nucleotide messenger RNA. RefSeq names its product putative clathrin assembly protein At1g25240. Gene Ontology annotation, molecular function: 1-phosphatidylinositol binding; clathrin heavy chain binding; SNARE binding. NCBI's taxonomy places the organism in Eukaryota, Viridiplantae, Streptophyta, Magnoliopsida, Lamiales, Lamiaceae. The record is from RefSeq and is a predicted model, not a curated record. The coding region runs from base 299 to 1327 and encodes 342 amino acids. Gene Ontology annotation, cellular component: clathrin-coated pit; clathrin-coated vesicle. The transcript has a single exon. Gene Ontology annotation, biological process: vesicle budding from membrane; clathrin coat assembly; clathrin-dependent endocytosis.